CUUGCUGAAGUCUACUAUCUCAAAGGCGAGGAAGACUAGAGGAAGAAAGGGGCAGGCGGAAUCACAGUCGGGAAAGAUGCCGGUGAUGGAAAAGCUGAAGAUGUUUAUAGUCCAAGAGCCUGUUGUUGCUGCUUCUUGCAUUAUCGGUGGCAUCGGGCUCUUCCUUCCAGCUGUGGUGAGACCUAUACUCGACUCUUUGGAAACAUCAAAGCAAGUGCCUCCACCUGCUUUAAGUGAUGUCGUUGCUGGUGUCACAGGGAAGAAACAGGGUUGAGAUGAGCGUAAUGGCUCAUUAACUUCACACAUUCUGUUUUCUGGAAUAUCUAUCUUCUAUGUUUCUACUUGAGGUUUGCGCUGCAUCACAUUCUGAAUGUUCAACAGAUAUUCAUUACAUGUCAUGUGAAACUUGAUAUGACUUGAUUAAUGUCAACACUGCCUGCAAGUUUUCGAUAUAUCAAAGGCUUAAUAAUUCUGUUUUUUA
Messenger RNA from Andrographis paniculata, 481 nucleotides. RefSeq lists its product as uncharacterized. The record is from RefSeq and is a predicted model, not a curated record. NCBI's taxonomy places the organism in Eukaryota, Viridiplantae, Streptophyta, Magnoliopsida, Lamiales, Acanthaceae. The coding region runs from base 77 to 274 and encodes 65 amino acids. The transcript has 3 exons.